AUGAGGGAUGACGGCGAGCUGGAUGCAGAGAUGCUGGCGCUGACCGAAUUAGCGCACGGGAGGAUUUUUUUUUAUACAACUCACGGCUCAGGGAUGGAGAUGCUUUUCUCUGACUCCAAACAGCAGCAGUUUUGCAUGUGUAAUGAGAGCACUGGUCAUGGACAGAUGAUGGACGUGGAGACGUCGUACUCGGACUUCAUCAACUGUGAUCGCACGGGCCGCAGGAACGCAGUGCCUGACAUCGCAGGGGAGGAAAAGGGAGGGGCGAGCACGAGCGAACUCACCAAAGACCUGGCAGGGAUGGACCUGAAGGCUCCAGCAGGAGAGCCGGGGGCCACUCCUGCCCCUGAGGCAGAAGGCUCCACUAGCCAAGAUGCCCAGGGAGGUGGGGGUCCAUCUUAA
Messenger RNA from Menidia menidia (Atlantic silverside), 402 nucleotides. NCBI's taxonomy places the organism in Eukaryota, Metazoa, Chordata, Actinopteri, Atheriniformes, Atherinopsidae. The record is from the annotation of a GenBank genome assembly.